Messenger RNA from Triplophysa rosa, 4359 nucleotides. RefSeq names its product transmembrane protein 37 (gene tmem37). The coding region runs from base 1317 to 1937 and encodes 206 amino acids. The record is from RefSeq and is a predicted model, not a curated record. Gene Ontology annotation, cellular component: membrane. The transcript is spliced from 2 exons. Gene Ontology annotation, molecular function: voltage-gated monoatomic ion channel activity; calcium channel activity. NCBI's taxonomy places the organism in Eukaryota, Metazoa, Chordata, Actinopteri, Cypriniformes, Nemacheilidae.
AUGAAAGAUGCGUGGAUUGUAAAGGUUGCCAGUACGUGAGAAAUUCACUGUGCUGACGAGUGUAUCAAGAGGUAAUCAUAUAUUAACACACGAGUACUGAGAGCUGUAUAUAUAUAUAUAUAUAUAUAAAUUAAAAGGGCUGAGGAAUCUACAGUAUAAAAACAUCUAGGAUAGAUUUUAAUUUAAACAAUUGGAAUUUUAGUUAUCUGUUAUUGCCAUGUUUUAUGAUCCCUGAUCAAAGUUCUUUGAGUGUUUUGUAUUUCAGGUCAGUCUGAUAAUCAAGAGACUUUCAGCCAAUAAUGCUGAUAAUCUGUGCAGAGAAACUCAAGAUAAAGCGUCUGCCUUCAUGAACAAACAUUUCAUCCUCAAAACUCUUAUAAUCUAUAUACAGUAUUAGUUAGAUGAUGCAAGAGUGAUCUAGUUUACAUAUAAUUUUUAUUAAUUUGAUCUUUUCUUAGAAGUAAAAAACUAGCUAUUUUGACUGGUUUACAAAUAAAAAUUAAUUGAACGUGACCCAGUCGAUCCAGGUUAAAGCUUUAGAAUUAACCAAAGGUUGAUCUUUCGAUCUUUGACAUUACUCAAUAUUAAAGAUUCUUAUAUUUUGUACUUAUAUUUUUACAGACUGUUCUUAAUGAAGGAUGAAUUCAUGUAGAAAAUAGUAAAUCACAAAAUGACUUGAGCUGGGUUUCUCAUAUGGGUCACAAAUGGUUUACAAAAAUGUGUGUAGGCCUGAUUAUAAUAAUAUUUAGCUGCAGCACAAAUCAAACAAAGAGAGAUUAAACUAAUGCUUUUUCAAAAUGUAAUUUGAAAGAAUUGCCUACGUUAGCACCAAAAAUUGAAAUAACUUACAAUUGGAAUGAAAAAACAAACUAUUUCCUAACCCUAUGUAGUCAAUAGAAAUAAAGCUGCUACAGAUUUGAACUGUUUAUCGUUUGCUAAGGUUUACUACUGGAGUAUAACAAAUAUACUACAAGACUUUUUUUCAUGUGGCUCGUUGUUAUUAAAAAUGUCUAAGUUAUCAUUUUAAGGAAUAACGCUUACAAAAAAUCACAAUUGCUUGCGCUUUUGUCAAUAGUAAUCAAUGCCCCAUAAAACAUGGUUACUACACCUUUAAAACAAAAAACACGGAAUUAAUGAAACUUUCGCGGAGAGUGAAGUGAUGAGAGUAACGUUGCUGGAGAGCUCCGUGACGCGCGGGUUUGUGUUCGUCAACUGAUCUGACGUCAGUUAAUGUUACACUCCAAUGAUUCUCUACUGUACUUUCGACUGAGGUCCGUGUCGAGUCUUCGGCUCUGUUCGCUGUGUCGCUUCUCAACAUGACGGCUAUUAAAGUCAGGGUGGGAUGUGAUCCACAGGUGAAGUCUGCUCCUCUUUUUCUGGACGUGUUUUGCCGCAGUCUUAUAAUCUUGUGUACAUCUCUGUCAGUCGUCCUGUCGUCUGUCGCCGUGUGUGACGGUCACUGGCUGCUUGCCGGCCGUCACAUGUUUGGUCUGUGGUACUUCUGUUCUCUGGAGGAGCAGCACAGCUCUGUUUCUGCCUUUAAAGUGUCGUCUAACUGCACUACUCAUCUGGAAGAGGCCGGGGUGGACGGGCUGGGCGCAGGGUUGGUGCUGUGUCGUUCUGUCAUUACUCUGGCCGUGGUCAGUGCCAUAUUCGGACUGGAGUUGCUGGUGAUGUCACGGGCAAGCGAAGGGCGUGACUCCAGUCGCCGCUGGGACCUCGGGGCGAGACUGGUGCUGCUGGCGGGCGUAAUGGCUGGCGGUGGGCUGGCAACGUUUGGACUGUUGUUAGGGGCGUACGCCACACUCCUUGGCUUCACUCUGACGUUCUGGUGCCAGUUUACUGCCACGUUCCUCUUCUUCCUCAAUGGGAUGGCGGCACGGCACAUCCAGAAUAUUCCACCGCUGACCUUUACUGGCAAACCUGACAAAGUGUAGAGCUCUGCCACCACCACCACAAUCAACUCAUUUUAAAACCACCUGCAGGAGCUCCUUCUGGUUUUGUGUUCAAGAAACGUGUUCAACAGCAUCUGCGUUAGUUGAGUAGUGAUUUUAAAAGUUUCUCAGAUUGAGAUGAAUACGAGUUAUACUUCAUAAAAUGUUUGGAACCAAUUCCACUAUCAUACAUAAUAUAAUCUGUCCUCGGAUUUCAAAUAAAAAGCAAGAAUUGUGAUUACACUGUAUGGCACAAACAAUGGAAGUGUGCAUAGACCAAAACAACAAGUAACAAUGUUAAAGUAUAGCCACAAGAUUUAAACAUUAUACAUGUUAACAUGAGACGAUGACAUUCUCAACUAACCUUUCUGUGCAUAAUUAUAUCCAACCUCUGAAUAUUUCUUGUAGAGAUUUGUUUCUGGCUAUUUACAUGAUAUAUCUGUAUUUUUUGGGCAUUCUGUUGGCAAGAAAUCAUUUACAAGAAUAUGUCUCAUCCUAUCAUUUCAUUUUUAUUUUCAGUUAAUGUAGUUACUUCGACACUGCUGAAAUGUCAUUACAGAGGGCUUGAGGAAGAAGACUUCUGGGUCCGUAUUCACAAAACAUUUGAUCUACCACCUAAACAGCAGUAGAAGUUUUAUGUUUAAAGCAAAUUUGACUAAGGAACAGAAAAGUAAUUUGGCAGCAGGUUUGCCUGUAACUUACUGUAGAUUUAAUUUAGUUUUAAGUGUAAACUUAACUAUUUUAUUUAUUUUCUUUCAUAAAACAAGACUAAAUAUCUUUGGUCACUUUUCUUGUUAUGUAAAUGUAUCGUAAUUUAAGAAGUUUUAAAUAUUUUUACUAGAAAACAAGACAAAACAUACCUAGGAAGAAUGUCAUUUUUUGCAGUGUUGUUGUGCUAAUGCCAGUCUCUUCUUGCUCAUUUUGAAUCUCAAAAGUCAAAGUGUUUUUAUUUUGAUUAAAGUAAUUGAAAACAGUACUAAUAGGAAAGUAUAUUAAGCAGUAAUUAAAUCUACAGUAAGUUACUGGCAAACCUGCUGCAAAAACUACAGCAAAGUUUUACAGUGCUGUAUUCACAAAUUUGAUCACGUAAACAUAAGAGUUCUCCUAAAUAAAAGAUUGUAGAAUGAGCUAUUGUAUAUUAAAAUAACAGUUUGCUUCAUUUAAAUAAUGCUUGAGUGAAAUACUGCAGUCAAAAUCAGUCAUUUAGCAGCUCCUUUUAGCCUUACCGUGUUUUGUGAAUACGAACCCUGAUCUGUAAAAUAAACAUGAUGACUAACAAAAGACAUCUUUACAAGUAAUUUAAUAAAGCUUUCUCCUACACUAACAUUAAUUUCAUAAAAACAUACCUUUUAUUUCUGUCAUAAUUGAUGUCAUUUGGUGUGGAGAAAUAUCUUGUUUAUACCAUUUAUUUUUAUGGAUUACACAACUCACAGUUUUACACAUAUUAAUAAGUGAAUCAAGUACUGCGUUAUUACUAUCACAUAUAUAGGCUACUUACACAUAGCCAUGAAAGAACACAAAUAUUACAAUCACAUUUUGUGCUUUUUACUGUUGAUAAUAUUGUUUUAUUUACUGUAAUGUAGAACACAUAGACGCUCUUAAGGGCGACAAACACCAGGAGCCUCAUUUAUAAAGUGUUGCGUAGAAACCGUCCUAAAUUUGAUUUUACGAUCAUUUCUCGAAGUGCAUACGUGUGAUUCAUAAGAACGAAUGUACGCACAGAAAACAUCAAAUCUGAAAACAUUUCAGAUGUGAAAUCUAUACAUCACAAAUGAUCGUUAAAUUGUGUGCAGCUGAACAGUUUCAGAUCUCCACCUUUUAAUGAUGUAUUAUUAAUGUCAUUGAUAUAUGAAAGAGUUCCUGUCAACGUCCCAAUCCUAUAUGAGCGGAAAGAAUGACUUAUUUUCCAAAAACCUGCAGCACUCGGACAAGUAAAGGUGCGUAGGUCUGUCAGACCCUGACGUGCCGCUAAGCACUUUUCCACGUCAAAGACCGUUUUUAUAAAUAUGAACGUUGCCGUGGAUUUUUGCGUACGCACGCUUUACGAUCAAAUCUGUGCGUGCGCACGUUUUAUAAACGAGGCCCCUGCUUACAACAACAGUGCUAAAUAGAAAUCUCUAACAUCAGCAGCAAGAUGACAUGAAACAGCACAGCCGUGUGCAAUGACAGAAUUAUAAACCCUUAAUAACACUGAGAGCAAAACAAGGCAAUAUAGCCAUAGCCUCAGUUAGUUUAUUCUCACUAUUGGUCUGUCAGAGGGAGCAGGAAGGCUAAGCUUUCUCAAACAAAUGUUUUUCAAAUGAACAACUUAAUAGUUUCUUGCAUAUCUAAAUAUUUCUCGGAUUUGAUUUGUUUUGCACAUCUCUGCUUAUGCUAGCCGUUGGUUUGUCAUAAUAGUUGUGGAGUGUUAGGGUGUGUGUUGGUU